AUGGCGAUCUUCAGCGUCUACGUGGUGAACAAGGCGGGCGGCCUCAUCUACCAGCUGGACCACUACGCGCCCCGCGCCGACACCGAGAAGACGUUCAGCUUCCCGCUCGACCUCGUCCUGCGCCCGCACGACGAGCGGGUCGUCGUCGCCUUCGGACAGCGCGACGGCAUCCGCGUGGGCCACGCCGUGCUGGCCAUCAACGGCGCCGAGGUCAACGGGCGCUUCACGGCGGACGGGAAGGAUGUGCUGGAGUUCUUGGGCAACCCCGCCAACUACCCGGUGUCCAUCCGCUUCGGCCGCCACCGCCUCUCCUCUAACGAGAAGCUGAUGCUGGCCUCCAUGUUCCACUCGCUGUUCGCCAUCGGGUCGCAGCUGUCCCCCGAAGUCGGGAGCUCCGGGAUCGAGAUGCUGGAGACCGACACCUUCAAGCUGCACUGCUUCCAGACGCUGACAGGGAUCAAAUUCGUGGUUCUUGCUGACCCGAGGCAGGCGGGGAUAGACUCCCUUCUCCGCAAGAUCUAUGAGAUUUACUCUGACUUCGCUCUGAAGAAUCCUUUCUACUCCCUGGAGAUGCCAAUCAGAUGCGAGUUGUUUGAUCAGAACUUGAAACUUGCUCUGGAGGUGGCCGAGAAAGCCGGACCCUUUGGACCUGGAUCGUAGAGAAAGCCUCGCCUGUUGCACGGACUCCUUUCUCUGAAGAGCAGGGCCUCUCUCUUCCCCGGCUGGCCUCUCCCGGAGCUCUCUCCUCCGCAGCAGAGACUGCGUAUCCCCAAAACACGCUUCGUUAUCUCCCAAGAUCCCGUUUUAUCCCCUUUGUUGUGAAAUUUACCUUAAACAGACUCCUUACUACUGUUUACAUUGAGCCGCAGAGGCUUACUCUGCUGUUGCGGCUCCGUUGCCCUCGAGCGAAGAACGAAAGAUAAGGUGCGGGUCCGUGGCCUUACCGCGGUCGACUGUUUUCUUUCGUUUCGUAAUUGUACAUAUGUAUUUUUUUCCUGUAUAGCUCUAACUUAUGGUUUUGCAGAGGGUUUCUGUGUAGAAGUCAUAAACGUUCCUGAAAGAGG
This is a messenger RNA of Gymnogyps californianus (California condor), 1064 nucleotides long. RefSeq names its product trafficking protein particle complex subunit 4 (gene TRAPPC4). The record is from RefSeq and is a predicted model, not a curated record. Gene Ontology annotation, biological process: endoplasmic reticulum to Golgi vesicle-mediated transport. Gene Ontology annotation, cellular component: TRAPP complex. The coding region runs from base 1 to 660 and encodes 219 amino acids. The transcript is spliced from 5 exons. Lineage: Eukaryota; Metazoa; Chordata; Aves; Accipitriformes; Cathartidae.